Messenger RNA from Gymnogyps californianus (California condor), 1245 nucleotides. RefSeq names its product transmembrane protein 18 (gene TMEM18). The record is from RefSeq and is a predicted model, not a curated record. Gene Ontology annotation, cellular component: nuclear membrane. The coding region runs from base 7 to 414 and encodes 135 amino acids. NCBI's taxonomy places the organism in Eukaryota, Metazoa, Chordata, Aves, Accipitriformes, Cathartidae. The transcript has 5 exons.
GCCGCCAUGGAGCAGACGCUAAGCAGCCCACCGGGGCUGUCCGCCAUCCUGGCGAAGACGGACUGGUCCGAGCCCUGGCUGGUGGGGCUGGCGGUUUUCCACGUCCUCUGCUUCCUCCUAACGUGCAUCUCUUUCCAGCACUACCGGGUGCAAAUAGGGCACUUCCUCUGCAUGGUGGGCUUAGUGUACUGCGCUGAAUAUAUAAAUGAAUUAGCAGCCAUGAAUUGGAGGCUAUUUUCUAAAUACCAAUACUUUGAUUCAAGAGGAAUGUUUAUUUCACUUGUAUUUUCAGCGCCACUGCUGGUGAAUACUAUUAUAAUUGUGGUCACCUGGGUUUACAGAACUUUGAAUGUAAUGACUGAACUGAAGACACUACAGCAGAGAAUGAAAGCAGAAAAAGAGAAAAAGAAGUGAAAGUGCCUAACACUUUUUUUUUUUUUUUAAUUGUAAUAAUACUUGUCCAGGUAAUCAGUCCUUCUGUAUGUUUAUCCAGAAACAGCAGUGUUUUUGUGUCUGAUGUCAAGAGGACUUUGCAACCUGUGGCUGUGGACAAUGAGGUGAAAGCAGGUAUCGACAAUAUAUUUGAAUUGACUGAGAAACCCAGUCUUAACAGGUCUUUGUGCCCUUCAGUGUAAGAUAGUUUUCCCCCAUGACCAAGGCUAUUAGUAUUGGUGAGACACAAUCUUCCAGUCUGUUUCCAUUUGCCUAUGUAUUUUUUAACUAUGUCUUAACUGUGUGUUUAUUAAGUAUCCAGUCUUCUGCUGCUUAAGCCAAUUGGAGCAGUGUUGUGAAUUCCAGUAAAUGAGGGAUUGUAUUCAGAAUACCUCAGGAAUCUAUGCUUCUGUGAAGCAUUUCACUUCUUUAUAAAUCAAGUUUCAUACUUCCUAUGUGUAUUGUGUGCCAGUAGCGUUUUAUAAAUAAAAUUAUCCACUGUAUCUAUAAUGGAGUUAAUUUGUAUUAAUUUUUAAUCGGAUUUUUUCUUUCUUUUUUCUCAUAAAAAUUCCCAGUUUGGUAAAAUCUUGUACUUAAUUUGUGUAAGUAAUUCAAAACGAUCUCUGCAUUUUUUUCAAUUUACAUUUCAUGGUUUUAAUGCCGCUAGAUAAAUAUCUUUUCUUAAAACUGGAUGAAAUUUUGAUAGUUUUUGCUUAUUUGUAGAACAGAAAGGAAGGAGAGAAACUUUACAAUGUUCUAUGCAAUUUUGUUCCUUUUUUUUUUAAUGCUUUUUGUAAUAAAUAACUGAAAAUG